CCGGUUUGCGCUGUAAACGUAGAAACUGUAAUUAUUUACAAUGAGUGGAAGAGGUAAAACCGGUGGUAAGGCCAGGGCGAAGGCUAAGACUCGUUCCUCCAGAGCAGGACUGCAGUUCCCCGUCGGUCGUGUUCACAGACUUCUCCGCAAAGGGAACUACGGCGAGCGCGUCGGUGCCGGUGCUCCGGUGUAUCUGGCCGCUGUGCUCGAGUAUCUGACGGCUGAGAUCCUGGAGCUGGCUGGAAACGCCGCUCGGGACAACAAGAAGACCCGUAUCAUCCCCCGUCACCUGCAGCUGGCGGUGCGUAACGACGAGGAGCUCAACAAACUCCUGGGCGGAGUGACCAUCGCUCAGGGCGGCGUGCUGCCCAACAUCCAGGCCGUUCUGCUGCCCAAGAAGACCGAGAAACCCGCCAAAACCAAGUGAACACGAGAGGACACAACACUCACAAAGGCUCUUUUCAGAGCCACACACUUCCCCUUAAAGAGUAGCUUGAGUUGAUGAAAUUUAAUAGCUUCAUAAUUUUACUUCAUGUAUAUCUACAUGCAUUUAGAGGGUUAGUUCAUCCAUAAAAAAAAACUAUGUCAUUAAUAAACUUAUCCUCAU
Carassius gibelio (silver crucian carp) is the source of this 607-nucleotide messenger RNA. RefSeq names its product histone H2A-like. Gene Ontology annotation, cellular component: nucleosome. The record is from RefSeq and is a predicted model, not a curated record. Lineage: Eukaryota; Metazoa; Chordata; Actinopteri; Cypriniformes; Cyprinidae. The coding region runs from base 41 to 427 and encodes 128 amino acids. Gene Ontology annotation, molecular function: protein heterodimerization activity; DNA binding; structural constituent of chromatin. The transcript has a single exon.